Molecule: messenger RNA, 5521 nt
Organism: Haliotis rufescens (red abalone)
Lineage: Eukaryota; Metazoa; Mollusca; Gastropoda; Lepetellida; Haliotidae
Product: kelch-like protein 24
Exons: 2
Coding region: 50-1828 (592 amino acids)
Molecular function (GO): protein binding
Source: RefSeq, a predicted model, not a curated record
CUUGACUCGGUAAAUAUUGACACUAUUCCACAGUAGCAGAGCUGCAUCCAUGAUGUCGGGGGAGGGAGGAGGGGACAGCCACGUGGUGGAGGAGGACACGCAGAGCAGCUACCACAGUCAGGAGCAGACCGUCGUCCUCAUUGACAACAUGCAGAAGCUGCGUCUCGACUCCAGCUACACCGACAUCAUCAUCAGCAUCGAAGGCUGCAAGUUCCCCUGCCACAAGGUCGUCCUUGCUGCGGGAUCCCCUUACUUUAAGUCCAUGUUCUCGUCCGGCAUGGAGGAGAGCUUCAAGGAUGUGAUCGACAUCAAACAGAUAGAUGCAUCCGUGUUUGAGCACGUGCUUCACUUCAUCUACACUGGUAAUGUGAGCAUGACAGGCGCCAUUGUCCAGGAACUGUUCAGUCAGGCUCAUCUGUUCCAGGUUCUCACACUGGUGGAGCUCUGUGUCCAGUAUUUCCAGCAGAACAUGAACGAAGGUAACUGUCUUGCUGCUAUGACUCUUGCUGACAUCCAUGCUCACAAGCCCCUUUAUAACUUUGCCAAGAAGUUCGCCUGUGAACAUUUCCCAACUGUAGUUUUGGAUGACGAUUUUUCCAAAUUGUCUGUGGACUGUAUUGUAGAUCUGUUGCGAGACAGACGUCUGAAUUGCCAGUCUGAGGAGCAGGUGUUCGAUGCAGCAGUCAAGUGGCUUGAGUCAGACUCUGAAAAGAGACUCACCUACAAGUUCCAGGUCCUUGAAUGUGUCAAGUUCCCACUGAUCAGUCAGAGCUACUUGAUGGACGUUGUUGUCAAGACUGGUCAUCUGUCUGACGAGGACAAAGGGAAGGAGUUGUUGGAGGAGGCUGUUUUGUAUCACACUGUCCCGUCACGCCGCCAUAUGCUCCCGUCAUACCAGAUCACACCUCGCUAUUCCUUUCCAUACUUUGAGAGUGCCAUUCUACUGGGCGGCCGAUUGAUGGAUGGGCUGAGUAAUGAUGUGGAGUACUACAGAUCAGACACAAAGGAAUUCUGUUCGCUUAAAGCUCUUCCUUUCAAAAAGAGAAAUGAAUUUGCUGCUUGUGCUAUUGGGAAUGAAAUUUAUGUGUCAGGGGGCCUACGAAGCUCGGAAUUUUGGAAGUAUGAUCCGACGUUUGAAACAUGGCUGCGAGGCUCUAACAUGCUGCACGCUCGGAGGCGCCAUGCGAUGUCUGCGGUAGAUGACCUCAUCUGUGUUCUGGGAGGAUUCGAUGAGGACAGUGUACUGGCUUCCAUCGAGAUGUGGGACAAAAAAUCAAACAAGUGGGAAGAGGGAGGGAACCUGAUCACAGGUGUAGAAAACAUGGGCUUUGUGUCGUAUGGCAAGAAGAUCUAUUUAUUCGGGGGCAAGAACAAUGAGGAGAUGGUAACAAACACAGUCCAGUGUUACGACACCGUCAGCAAGACGUGCAGUGUCCUACAGAAGGGCCUGCCAGCUAAUGACAUGUGUCUCACGGCAUGUGUCCUCAACAACCAGAUUUAUGUGGUGGGACUGGAAGGUGUGUUCGGGUUCUCCCCAGCGUCCGACACCUGGGACAUCCUCCCCGACAUGAGCUACCCCAGAGACUUCGUCAGUCUGUGUGUCUUGGAUGAAAAGCUUUAUGCCUUUGGAGGUCGGCGUCGAGGCGCUAAGGACAACUUGUACUCGGAUGUGAUUGAAUAUUAUGACCCUGAGAGCACCAGGUGGUUUACAUCUGGGAAUAUCCCAGUUCCGAUGUAUUCCUAUGGUUGUGUGAGGGUAUUCCUGUGUCAACAGAGGCGGGAACGUACCCAGAGCCAGACUGAGAGGGUGCAGCAACCAUCCUGCUAGAUGUGUGUCUUGACAUCCAUCCUGCAAGGUGUGUGUCCCGGCAUCAACCUUGGCAUCCCCCAGCUAGGUGUGUGUUUUGACAUCCAUCCUGCUAGGUGUGUGUCUUGACAUCCAUCCUGCAAGGUGUGUGUCCCGGCAUCAACCUUGGCAUCCCCCAGCUAGGUGUGUGUUUCGACAUCCAUCCUGCUAGGUGUGUGUCUUGACAUCCAUCCUGCAAGGUGUGUGUCCCGUCAUCCACCCUGCUAGAUGUGUGUCUUGACAUCCAUCCUGCAAGGUGUGUGUCCCGUCAUCCACCCUGCUAGAUGUGUGUCUUGACAUCCAUCCUGCAAGGUGUGUGUCCCGACAUCCACCCUGCUAGAUGUGUGUCUCAGCAUCAACCUCGGCAUCCCCCUGCUAGGUGUGUGUCCAGUCAUCCACCCUGCUAGAUGUGUGUCUCGGCAUCAACCUCGGCAUCCCCCUGCUAGGUGUGUGUCCCGACAUCCACCCUGCUAGAUGUGUGUCUCGGGAUCAAACUUGGCAUCUCCCUGCUAGGUGUGUGUCCCGUCAUCCAUCCUGCUAGAUGUGUGUCUUGACAUCCACCCUGCUAGAUGUGUGUCUCGGGAUCAAACUUGGCAUCCCCCAGCUAGAUGUGUGUUUCGACAUCCACCCUGCUAGAUGUGUGUCUCGGCAUCAACCAUGUAAGUUGUAUGUCUCAAUUUCAGAAAUUUCUUUACAUUUGUUAUAGAUCUUAUUUCCUGCAAUUGUACAGAACAUGAUUAAUGCUAUUUAAACAGGAAAUUUGAAUGUUGUCAUUUGAGGAAGUUAUACAUAUAUCCUGCUGUAUGGCAAUAUUGAAAUCAAAUCUCAGUCAGCUCAAACCCCGCUUUUAUUAGACUGAUGUGUAGAUGUACACGUGCACUACCACAAUCACAGAUACUGUCUGUCCGAACCCCUUAUGUGAAAGAUGCAUUGAUGUAUUUGAUUGCUUUACUGUCUUUUAGUCUAUUCUCCUGUCAGCAUCCAUCAGAACAUUUCCAUAUAGUAUGUUACCAUGGUUACCUGUUCCAUGAGCACAUCCAAAGACUGAGGUGUGGCACUCAAGCCACAGUACAGUACACAUCACACCAAACAGAGGAACUGAGUGCUUUAACUGUGACACAAUGAAGCUCUAUUUCUUUGUCAUGGAAGGGGGCACGGGUGGCCCAGUUGUCUAAGGACCUGCAAUUCGCUGUGCAUCCCUAGGGAAUGCAAGAACCCUAUGAUCUUGGGUUCGAAUCCAGGUUCGCCCUGAUUCUGUUUCUAGGUUUGCCAGCACCAUACCCAUGCUCGUAGUUUUCACCAAAGUGGUAAAGGUCUGAGGUCCGAGGCUUUCCUCCCACAUUAAGCAGACUUGCUGUGAUAUAACUGGAAUACUGUUCAAAGCGGCGUUAAAAUCCAACUCACUCAAGGCAAUAUAUACCAUGUUUUGAUUAACUGAUGUAGAAUUUUUUGUGAUUGUUUUGGCCUGUUUAAUUGGCUCUUGACUACAUAUCAUAUCUUUGAUAACUUUAUGUUUUAAACAUGGGGAUUAUUCACUCAUAUUUAGCUCCCAAUAUUAUUGAUUAAGGUUGAUUCCUUCAAUGAAUUUCUCCACUAGUGCUAUUACCAUGAUUAUGUGAGUUGUAUCGUAUCUUCCGUUUCAGGAAAUUUCCAAAUCAUGAUUCAUGCUUACCAUUGUUAGGCCAGACUUUUGGGGAGUGGUUAUUUAUGGAUCUUUGGCUUAAAAAUUCAGUGUGAUGUACAAAACAACCUUAGUGCUAUGUCUGUGGUAAGUCUGUGUUAAGCAUGUUAAGGUAUGGGAGUUACGAUCAUCUUAGCACUAAGAUCACUUUGUACAAUAGCACCCAGGUCGGUAGGUAAAAAAACUGAAAAGAUAAGUAUGCUAAUUUCAAGUAUAUUUUUUAAUUUCUUCAAAAUGUUAAGUAGGUAAGAAAAGAAAAAUGGGGAUGGGAGGAAUAGAGAAAGAAACAAUUUUAGAGUUACCUGCCUUCCAUUAUAAACGAGAUCUGUCAGGAUUAGUAACAAUUUGUUGCCUUUUAAAGUUUUUUCCAUAAAUUUUCAAAAUGUUGUAAUUAUAGGAUUUUAAAUAAUUGAUUCAUAUUGAUAGCAACAAUUAAUGACAGUAAAUUACUUAUUUCUGGUCAGUGGAAUAAAAAAACCACUGCUUUUUAUUUUUAAUGGGUCUUUUUCACAUUUAAAUUUUUUUUACUCUGCACAUUCGUAAUCCAUGUCUUAAAAAGGUCUGGCCUCAUGGAGUAAAAUCCCUUUGUAAACCUGGAAGCAUUCACAGCAGUUGUCAUCGGGAAGGUGAGACUUCUGGAUUAACAGGAUCCAGCCUAAUGAGGUUUGCCUGUAGAAAGGAUGACAUGGAUUUGGUUUACAAAACAGCAUAUCUGUGAGUAUAAUUGUCUGUUAUGAAUACAAUAUCACAGAGAAUGCAUGGUGAAUAGUUUUUCAUCUUCUGUAAAUCUUUGUCAUGUUCAUCUAAUUCAUUAGAUCAUGAAGUCUGUUACCAUUGUUACAUAAGUAUUAGGGCUGGGACAGGUAACUCGGGUACUCGGGUCGGGUGGGUACUGAGUAGGACCUGGCUCCUGGUUGAUGCAUGUCAUCGAUCCCAAAUACGUAGAUCGAUGCUUAUGACAUCAAUCACUAGAUUGUCUGGUCCAGACUCGAUUAUUUACAGACCACCGUCAUAUAGCCGGAAUAUUGCUGAGUGCGGCAUUAAACAAAAAAAAAAAAAGUAAAGUAUAAAAAUACAUGGAAAGUGAUUAUAUAUAUGCCUUUUGUACAGUAUGAUUCAAAAAUUAUACCUGGAGAUUCAGAAAUUGGAAGAGUAAAUUAUCAAUCUCAAUGAGAAUGAAGGUGCAAACUUUACAAAUUACACCUGCUUGUUAUAUAAUCUAGGUCAAGCAACAUUCACCAAGUUUGAAGGGGGUCAGAGGUAGUCUUAUGGCGCUGCAAUUAAAUUCCAAAAGGGCCCCUUAAACUUAUGAGUGGGUCACUCUCUGGGUCACAUUGAGACAAAUACAUUUCUUUUCCUGUACAUGAAACUUAGACUUGCACAAGUCUGUAAGGCAUUGAUUAUUAAUUUAAAUCAUAAUUCCUAAAUUAUAUGAAUAAUAAUAAGUUGUCCUUAUUAAAGACUGGCAGCCACUUACCUAGACUUGCCUAUUAUUAGGAUGAAUUUACUCUACAUCCAUGGACUUAUCAUUCAGUACAGACUUGGAGCAAAGCUAAUAAAACGUGUACCAUUGCCAAGCAGUCUUGUCUGGAUGUACUGCUUAGGACUGCCUAAGACCGCUUCAGACGGCUCCCUGUAACAGUACAUCAUCAAGACAAUGAGGAUAUGCCGCCCUUUUAUAUUUGUUCUUCUGUUUCUGACAUUACUAUGGAAGCCCUUGAGCAUUCCUUACUGUCCCCCGGGUCUGUUUAAUUUUAGGGUUUGCAUGGCUGGGAUGGUGAAAUUAAUACAAUAGUUAACAUUCACAUUGUUCAGUGUGUUUAAAGGGACACUAUGCUACAAGGUCUAAUGCAAUUUUGCCAAGGUCUAGACAUUGCCAGGAGGCACGGGUGGCCCAGUCGUCAAAGGUGCCACAAUUCGCUGUGCAGAGUUGCGUUCCUUGGGCACGCCAGAAACCCAUGAUUGUGGGUUCAAAUUCUGGUUAACCCCGAUUA